Messenger RNA from Papaver somniferum (opium poppy), 2547 nucleotides. RefSeq names its product probable acyl-activating enzyme 16, chloroplastic. The record is from RefSeq and is a predicted model, not a curated record. Lineage: Eukaryota; Viridiplantae; Streptophyta; Magnoliopsida; Ranunculales; Papaveraceae. The transcript has 19 exons. Gene Ontology annotation, biological process: fatty acid elongation. Gene Ontology annotation, molecular function: long-chain fatty acid [acyl-carrier-protein] ligase activity. Gene Ontology annotation, cellular component: chloroplast. Bases 147 to 2402 code for a protein of 751 amino acids.
CUGGAAUAAAAGUCUUCACUUCCUCGAUUGUUUCAUUUCAUUUUGUCUUUCUUCUGUAUAAUAACAACAAUGUUGUCUCUGUAAUCCUUUCUUCAAAUUAUCUUCUUCCACCAUUUUAUCUCUUUCUUUCAGAAGAUAGAGAUCAGAUGGCUGUAACAUCCUCAUCUUCCUUGUUCAAUAACAUCAUAAUCACUAGUUCUUUUGAUCGUAGGCCAUUGCUUGGUUACUUACUCUCAAAUUCACAAAUCCUUCAUAAACAAACCUCAAGAAGAUUAUCUUAUUCUAGGGUUUACUGCAAUUCUCAUGUAGAGGAGCUAAAACCACGAAAAUGCUCUCCAAUUCUAGAGAGUACAUUACUUUCAAAUGAUAAGGUAGUGUCUACUGGUGACUGGAAGGUAGUUCCUGAUAUUUGGAGGUCUACCACGGAAAAGUAUGGUGAUAGGACAGCGUUAUUGGAUCCGUAUCAUGAUCCACCUUCAGAGAUAACUUAUAAACAGCUGGAGCAGGACAUAUUGGACUUUUGUGAAGGACUACGUGUUGUGGGAGUAGAGCCAGAUGAAAAGAUUGCUCUCUUUGCUGACAAUUCAUGUCGAUGGCUGAUUGCUGACCAAGGCAUCAUGGCGACCGGGGCAAUCAAUGUUGUACGGGGGACAAGAUCAUCUGUUGAAGAGUUGUUGCAAAUAUACAGUCAUUCUGACAGUGUUGCACUUAUCGUGGACGAUGCAGAGUUAUUUAAGAGGAUUUCAGAAACUUUCAUCUCCAGAGCAGGUGUAAGAUUCAUUGUUCUUCUGUGGGGUGAUAAAUCUUGCUUAGGUAACGGUGCAGUAGAUGGGAUUCCUGUGUAUGACUACAAGGGAAUCACAGAUCUGGGUAAAGAAAGUCGUACAACCUCGCUUGAUUCUGGUGAAGAUGGUGGCAGGAGAUAUGCUUAUGAAGCUAUCGACUCUGAUGACAUUGCUACACUUGUAUACACAAGUGGAACAACCGGCACCCCAAAAGGUGUUAUGCUCACACAUCGGAAUCUAUUGCAUCAGAUCAAAAACUUGUGGGAUAUCGUACCUGUCGGGCCUGAUGAUAGAUUUCUGAGCAUGCUUCCACCUUGGCACGCAUAUGAGCGAGCUGCUGAGUAUUUCACAUUUGCUUACGGGGCUGAGCAAGUAUACACAACUGUCAAAAAUCUGAAGGAAGACUUGCGACGUUAUCAACCGCACUACCUAAUUUCUGUUCCUUUGGUAUAUGAGACACUCUACAGUGGAAUUCAGAGGCAGAUUUCUACAAGCUCAACCAUUCGAAAGCUAAUAGCACUUACUUUACUAAAGAUUAGUAUGAUGUACAUGGAGGCAAAGCGAGUACAUGAGAAGUUGGACUGGAAAAGCUCAGUACUGCAAACUCUAGCUAACUGUGAUAUUGGGAAGUUUCUCACGAGAAAUCAAAAGGCACAGCCACUCUUUAUUUCAAUGCUAGACCUGUUGUGGGCAAGGAUUACCGCUGCAGUUUUGUGGCCAUUGCAUAUGUUGGGGAAGAAACUUGUCUACAGUAAAAUUCACUCAGCAAUAGGAAUCUCAAAGGCUGGAAUAAGCGGUGGUGGAAGCCUGUCAUUGCAUAUUGACAGAUUUUUUGAGGCAAUCGGCAUCAAAAUACAAAAUGGUUAUGGUUUAACAGAAUCAUCUCCGGUUGUUGCUGCUCGAAAGCCUGACUGCAACGUUCUUGGCUCGGUUGGGCACCCACUGAAACAUACAGAAAUUAAAGUUGUAGAUUUGGAGACUGGUGAAGAUCUCCCAGCUGGUUAUAAAGGAAUUGUCAAAGUUAGAGGACCACAAGUGAUGAAGGGUUACUACAAGAACCCUGCUGCUACGAAAGAGGUCCUCAAUGAAGAUGGCUGGCUUGGAACGGGUGACAUAGGUUGGAUUGCUCCUAACCAUUCAAUAGGACGAAGUAGUAAAUGUGGGGGAGUGGUGGUUCUUGAAGGGCGUGCGAAGGAUACAAUAGUUCUUACAACAGGUGAAAAUGUUGAACCAUCGGAACUAGAGGAAGCUGCCAUGCGGAGUAAACUCAUUCAACAAAUUGUUGUCAUUGGCCAGGAUCAAAGGCGACUUGCAGCUUUAAUUGUUCCAAAUAAAGAAGAGCUUUUAGCCGAAGCAAAGAGGCUGUCAAUUUUAGAUGAUAAUGCCUCUGAACUCAGUAAAGAGAAAACAACUAACCUUUUGCAUGGGGAGUUGAGUACAUGGACUUCGGAAUGCUCAUUCCAGAUCGGACCAAUACUAGUCCUUGAUGAACCUUUUACGAUUGACGGAGGUUUGAUGACACCAACCAUGAAAAUAAGGAGAGAUAAAGUUGUAGCUAAAUACACAGAUGAAAUCCGCAAACUUUACAAGAAGAUACACAAAUACAAGAUGUAUUAAUUUUGGUUGAUAAAAUGUUGUAUCAAAGAUUUGGAUCCUUUCAUGAUUAGAAAUGUAAACCCCUCAAACAAGUAAAAGUGAAUAAAAAUGGAAGCCCAGGUCAGCCGAUUGCGCGACUUAUCCAUCAAGCUGAUUAAUCAGGAAA